This is a messenger RNA of Bufo bufo (common toad), 2254 nucleotides long. RefSeq lists its product as uncharacterized. The transcript has 3 exons. Lineage: Eukaryota; Metazoa; Chordata; Amphibia; Anura; Bufonidae. The coding region runs from base 370 to 2157 and encodes 595 amino acids. The record is from RefSeq and is a predicted model, not a curated record.
UGAUGACCAUCCUAGUUACCUGCUGGAGCCAGUAAUACCGCAAUAUUCUAUAAUGUUUCUCUGGUAACACUGUAGUCUUCUCACAUAAUUUUACACAAAAAGCAGAAUGUUACAGAACCCCAGGUAUGAAGCAAGAGACAGAAAUAACAGUCAAAAGACAAAAAAAAACAAAAAACAGCCAUUUGACUAAAGAGAGAAAUCUUAGAUCCCAGCUGUUGACAGGGAGGGUGAGGAGUUGCCUCCUGGAGGUGUAGACAGGGUGUAUAUCUGUGGAAAUUAUAAAGAGCACAACUUCGUCAUAUGACUCACUCAGGAUCUGGAUCUGACAUAGAACCUUACAGCUGAUCAGAGGAGGGAACGGCAGCAGCAAUGGCUUCUUCUCAGAGUACAGAACUUGAGGAAAUUAUAAGCUCGAAGUCAUCUUUGGGAUAUUUCAAGCAAAAGGAAUUAUUAUCCGUAGAAGAGAUCUAUAAGUGUCUGCAGAAGAAAAGCAUUAAUAAGACUGGAAAAAAUAUGAAAUCCAACAUUGAGCAAAUCCGCUCAGAUAUCUUCCUUCAUCUUCCAGUAGAGUUCUCCAUCACUGGUCUUCAUCACUGCACCACCCUGGACUCCACCAAGAUGAUUCUGGAAUCACAAUCCUUUACAGGAACAACUCAGGGAAGAUUAAAAUUUACAAGCCUUUCCUUCUGGGCGGUGGAUGUUUCUUCCCGUGACAUAGAGAAGGCUCGAAAAGAAGCUUACACUCACGUCCAAAAAAUUGUUCGGAAAUGUGAGGCAGAAGAAUACCAAAGAGAAUUAAUGCAACAAUUCGCCAACUCUCCAGCAUUUAAUAAAUUGGCCUCUCGAUAUGGGAACUUCAAGUUCUCCUUUCAGUUCUCUGACCUCCUUUCUCUAUAUGAGGCUCAGUUUUGUGAAGGUAAAAAGCCACAGCUCAGUAUUCUAGGCAUGCACAUCUACAAGCAGGAGAUCGUUCAUUAUGUGGUCGUGCACUGUCCUGAUAACAGCCGAUUUAAAGACCACCCAAGAGUUCCAAGGCUCGAAGUUAGAUGUGAUCCUCUACCAAAUGUCUUUUUACUGGGUGACACCUUGUACUGGAGACCUGAAUCCACUUCAGAAAGUCUGGAGGUAUUGAGUAAGAAAGGUGAAAUUAUAGGAAGUCCACUCCAACCAACUUGUAACCUGUAUGAGAAAAGCGGGCACUGUAAUGAUAAAGUCAAAUGUGUGUGGAACCAACUGGUGAUUGCUUUCAAUGUUCCUUGGGAUAAUCAAUUUAAAAUCCCAGUGGAUACACUAAUUAAUAACCUAACCGCCUGUGGAGAUCUUCAGCCAUUUAUGAACAAAUCAAAAAUGAAAAAAACUGAUGCAGAAAAAAGGAUAGAAAAGUUGAAGAAAAAGUAUCCAGCAAAAAGCCAAGAACUCCAUCCAAAAGUAGAUUCCAGUCAUGGAGAGCAGUUUGGCAGACGCACUGACCGGACGCCUCUUAGAGAGAUAAAUACAAAUGUCAGGGUCAAGGGAGAAGAACGAAGAAGAGCAGCCGAACCAAAUGAAAAGCUACAUGACUGCAGAGCCCCCACCAAGGAAAAUGAAGAGGUUACCGCCAAUGAGAUAAAUAAAUCCACGUUACAAAGUGAACAGUUCUUUCAGUCCAUGUUGGACUGUCAAAAACAGCUGAUAACAUCUAUUGAAAAUCUCGGAAAAAAUCUCUCAGAAGGUUUCCACAGUCUUUGCCAGGAACUAAGAAAUGUGACCGAUGCAAUUACUUCUUUCCAGAUGGACAUAUCAAGACGAGAACAUCGUCCUCUAUCAUCUAUAGAAACAAAGGCUGGACGAAAGACAUUUACCUUGAGUCCAUCUUCAUCAUUGCGAUCGGAUGAUCUUACAACCACUUCAAGGGUUGUGGAUGGUCCUGAAGAGGACGGUUCUCAGUGUUAUGGGGAGCAGAAGUCCUUAUUGAACGAAGAUAGUUUAGAGGCUCAAAUGGAUGGUGGGAAACCUGCAGAAGAAGAGGUCGGAGAGCAGCCGUCCACACAUGUCAGGGUGAAGCAGGAGAGGAACGGAGGCUCAGUAACUGGAAAGCAUGCUGCUGAAAGAGGAGACCCUCAAGAUAUUGGAGAAAGCAUGAAACAAUAUGGUCCACCAUUAAAGAAAAAGAAAUAAAGAUGUAGCAGGGUGAACACACAAACUCUUAUCUCAAAUUUCUUAAUCGCGUUAUCUUGAAAAAAAAGCCAUUGAAAAGAAAAGAAAAUGAAGGUGU